This is a messenger RNA of Osmerus eperlanus (European smelt), 8385 nucleotides long. RefSeq names its product otogelin-like (gene otogl). Gene Ontology annotation, biological process: L-arabinose metabolic process. The record is from RefSeq and is a predicted model, not a curated record. NCBI's taxonomy places the organism in Eukaryota, Metazoa, Chordata, Actinopteri, Osmeriformes, Osmeridae. Gene Ontology annotation, molecular function: alpha-L-arabinofuranosidase activity. Gene Ontology annotation, cellular component: extracellular matrix.
AUGAACGUAAAGCGGAUAGAACAACAGUUUCUUCUUCUAUCGUUAUCAAUACUUCAACUGCUUAUAAGAGAGGGAGCUCACAGCCAGCUAUCAGAGGCAGAGGCAAGACUGCAAAGAAGGGCUAAUGCACUUCGGAGGAAACGGGAUCUCCUUGGGGAGGAGGUUGGUACACUAUACCUAAGAGAACUAGUGGAGACUUUUAGGCCUCUUCUGUCGGAAGCGACGUUUCCUCGCGGUGUUCUUCACAACUACACAGCCAGAGACGCCUCCUCAGAGUACUGUGGAUGUCUCAACGGAGGCUGGUGUCAGGAGGACGGAGUGUGUGACUGUGCCCAGUUUCAAGCCCUGGGAGAUCGUUGCCAGAUCAUCCCUAACCAGGGUCAGGACAGGGAUGGCAUCUGCAAGUCUUGGGGACAGCACCACUAUGAAACGUUUGAUGGCAUCUACUUCUACUACCCUGGAAGAUGCUCCUACAUCCUGGCCCAAGACUGCCACUCUGCUACGCCUCAGUACACUGUCUGGGUCCAUAACAGUAGGUCUUGUCGGGGAAGUGUGUAUUCAUGUCCUCGGGCUCUCAGUCUGUUCUUCCCCAACGAGGAGGAGAUCCACAUCUCAGGGUACCAGGUCCACCAAGGAGGCCGCAGGCUGAGUCUGCCCCAGACCGUGGGUGGUGUGUUCAUUGAGCGCCUGGCUGACUACCUCCUGGUGAAGAGUGUGUUUGGCUUCUCGCUGGCGUGGGACGGUAGCUCCGGAGUGUAUGUGAAGAUGAGUGAGGAGCACCAGGGCGCCCCCUGUGGCCUGUGUGGGAACUUCAACCACCUGGCCAGCGAUGACCUCACCACUCCCCGUGGUGUGCUGACAGAGGAGCCGGUGGUGUUUGGUAACAGCUGGUCCCUGGACCUCCCCCAUGAGAGAGCCUGUCCCUCAGUAGACCUGGACUUCAGCGGUCCCUGCCAGUCAGAGUCCGACAUGGACGACGCCAUAGAGAAGUGCAGCGCUCUGCUCUUCUUCCCCUUCCUGUCCUGCCAUGAGAACAUCGACCCCAACCCCUUCGUGGCGAGCUGUGUCUCUGACCUGUGUGUCUCAGAUGAUGAGGAGACCUUUUGUCGAGUGUUGGUUGAGUACACGCGUGCCUGCUCUCAUGUGGGCUACCCCGUCAGAGAGUGGAGAGACAGCUUCCCCUCCUGCAAUGAUGGCUGUGAGGAGAGUUUUGUCCAUAGAGACUGUAUCAGUUGCUGUCCUCCCACCUGCACCUUUGAGAAGGAGUGUCGAACCAACCUGCAUUGCCUGGACGGCUGUUACUGCCCUGAUGGUCUGAUCCUCCAGAACGGGACGUGUAUCGCUGUGUCUCAGUGCCCCUGUGUGUACCAUGGCACCUCAUACACACAAGGACAUGUACUGGAGCAGGGCUGCAGUGUGUGUGUGUGUAUGGGGGGAGUGUGGAACUGCACUGGGAGCAACUGUACAGGAGAGUGUUCUGUGGUGGGUCACGUGUUUGUGACGUCGUUUGACGGCAGGAUGUUCCUGCAGCCAGGAGCAUGUCAGUACGUCCUGGCCAAGAGCCGCGGCAGCAGUAGAUUCACCGUCACACUGCAGUACACCACCUGUGCAGAGCAGCAGGUGUGUAUCCAGUCGGUGACGGUGGUGUUGGACGAGGACGUGAGUCGUCAGGUGACUCUGACCCGGGAUGGGGAGGUGCUCAUAGGGGUCAACCCCUCCCCUGUGCUGCCCUACGCUGACGAUGCUGUCAAGGUGCAUCGGCUGACGUCUGUGUUCGUGCAGCUGAAGGCGUCUCUCGGGCUGCGACUGCAGUUCGGCGGCCACGGGGGGCGGGUCUACCUGCAGCUGGACAGCCAAUGGCGGGGCUCCACGCUCGGCCUGUGCGGGACCUUCAACGGCAACCUGCGCGAUGACUUCCUGUCCCCUGCUGGGAUGAUAGAAGGGACGCCCCAGCUACAUGCUAACGCCUGGAGGGUCUCCUCUGCCUGCUCUGCUCCUGUCAACCUGCCCAUCAUCGACCCCUGUGAGAUGAACCAGCACAACGCAAUCUACGCCUCCCAGUGUGAGGUGCUUCUGGGCAGUGUGUUUGCUCCAUGCCACGGCUACAUCAGUCCCUCAGUGUACCAGCAGCAGUGUCGCUACCAGGCCUGCAGCUGUGGCAACGCCUGCCUGUGCACGGCCCUCGGCCACUACGCCUACCUCUGCUCCAAACACGGCGUCUCCAUCAACUUCAGAGCACACGUGUCUGAGUGUGGCGUGGUGUGUCUAGGAGGGAUGCUGUACCACUCCUGCACGUCCUCCUGCGGCCGCUCCUGCCGCUCCCUCUCCCACGCCGAGACGUGUAACCGUGACGACUGUGCGGAGGGGUGUGGCUGCUCCGACAACACAUACUACGAUGACGCACGGCAGCGCUGCGUGCAGCAGUCCCAGUGCCACUGCUACUCCAUGGGUGGGGUGUUCCAGCCGGGGGAGGUGUCCUUCAGCGCCUCUGGCCCCUGCCUGUGCAGGAACGGGAAGAUGGAGUGUGUGCCAGAGGAGAGAGAGGAGCCACAGCGAGGGGAGUGUCCUGAGGGGAAGGUAUACCACAGCUGUACCGACCAGCGAGGAGGCAUGGCCUGUGAGGUCACCUGUCGCAACCUGAUGUUGAACCUGACCUGUCCUCCGAACACACCCUGCGUCUCUGGCUGUGUCUGCCCCCCAGGGCUGGUUCUGCACCAUGGGGAGUGUUACUACCCAGAUAACUGUCCAUGUGCCUGGCUGGGUCUGGAGUAUCUGCCUGGGGAGACAGUGGAUACGCCCUGCUACAGAUGUGUGUGUCACAGGGGCUACUUCAACUGCAGCUACUCUCCCUGCCCGGCAGUGUGUACCGUCUACAGUGACAGACACUACCACACCUUCGAUGGUCUGGAAUAUGACUACUACUCAGACUGCCAGGUGUACCUGCUGAAGAGCGUCGGGGAAGCGGACGUGUCUAUCGUAGCCCAGAACAAAGACUGCUACGAGAGUGGCAUCGUCUGUAUGAAGAUGCUCGUCAUCCAUGUGGGCCUCACCAAGAUCUACUUCAGCGACAACUCCGGCAACCCUAGCCCUGCCACUGUGGUAGGGAGAGGGUCUGAGUUUGAGCUGUGGAAGGCCGGCUACUACACUGUGGUCCACUUCUCCAACCAGGACCUGACCGUGCUCUGGGACCGCAAAACGACCGUGCACAUCAGAGCCGGGCCGCAAUGGAAGGGUCUCCUCAACGGGCUGUGUGGGAACUUUGACAGCGUGACAGUGAAUGACAUGACCACCUCCAGCCACAUGGAGGUGAACAACGCACAGAGCUUCGGGGACAGCUGGGCCCUGGGACAGUGUGAGAGUGACUAUGUGGUGAAGCGGCCGUGCGAAGGGGACCUAGGCAGACAGCCGUACGCCAAGAGAGAGUGCGCUCUGCUCUACAGCGACGUCUUUGCCCCCUGUCACAAUGUGGUGGAUGUGGCCUGGUUCUAUAGGAACUGUCUGACGGACACCUGCAACUGUAACCGCGGGGGGGACUGCGAGUGUCUGUGUACGUCCAUCGCUGCUUACGCACACAAAUGCUGCCAGCAGGGGAUCACUGUCCAUUGGAGGUCCCCCUCGGUCUGCCCCUAUGACUGUGAAUACUAUAACCAGGAGUUGGGUGAAGGGCCGUUCUCCCUGGUCAGUGCUGGCUACAACGACACCAUGCUGGGGGUGAAUCGCAGCAGUGGCUCGGUGUUCCCGCUGGUCAGAGAGAGCUCCAGGGCUCUGCCUCCUCCAGGACUUCUCUUCAAUUUCAUGAUCACCUCAGGACUGCUGAAAGACCGCGCGUCACGUCUCCCAGUGGUCUCUCUGGAGUCUGCAGAGCGGCCAAACUACUUCCUGGUUGUCUCUGGGCGUGGACGGCUCCAAUUGGAGCAUUGGAGCCGUGAGGAGGAGUUUGGUCGCAAGGCUUCCUUCAUCCAGCACCAGGGGUUGUUCCUGCCUCGCCACGCCUCCUACGAGCUGAUUGGCCAGCCGGGAAUGUUCCUGACACUGACUCGUGUUACUGCACGUGCUCAGAGAUACGACAACUCAGAGGCCUUUAAGACAAGCAGCAGCUUCACACUGGAGGAGAGCAGCUUUGUCAUCCCGUACCGUAUGAUGUGUGAGUGGCGCUACCAAGCCUGCGCCAGUCCCUGCGUCCGCACAUGCAGCGACCCUGACGCCACGCGCUGCCUCUUCUUGCCCCUGGUGGAAGGUUGUUUCCCACGCUGCCCCAAAAACAUGGUCCUGGAUGAGGUGACGAGGAGGUGUGUCUACACAGAGGACUGUGCCACUCUCCCGCCCACUCCAACCCCCUUUGCGUUUGUGACGCGGUCUAACCGAACCACCGCCGUCCCAACCACAACCACGACUCCAGUCCCCACCACCCCCACCACGACUGUGACUACGACCACAACCUCAACCACAGUCACUACCAGUACCGCUCCCCCUACCACAGCUAGCACCGCAACCACAACCGCACGGUCCACCAGUGCUCCCACUACGCCCAGUACAGCCCCAGUCACUGAGCGUGUCACCCCCACUCUCACCACCUCUCCCUUCACUCCUCCUCCGCCACCCUCCCCCUCCACCACCCCGGCCCCGCCAACAGCUUCACCCACUCCCCCCACCCCUCCCGUACACACCAGCACCACAGAGGCACCCACGACAACCGUGACCACGGUAACCACAAGCAUCACGGAAACCCUGACCACGGAGGCCACCUCUGUCCCCUCUACCCCUCCUCUGCCCUCCUCCCCUGCCCCUCCGUCCACCCUGACCCCCUCCACCACUUCCAGCCCCACCCCCACCCCCCUCGUCACCACCCCUGCCCCCGCCACCUCCUCCACCCAGCCCCCUCCUUCCCUCCCCUCCACACCGCCCACCACGGCCUGGACCACCACCUUCACACACACUCCGACCCCGGUCACCACCACCACCCCUGUCACUCUCCCUCCCCGGACCACUGUCGCCACAGAGACCACCUCUGUCUCCGCGGCGGUAGACACAACUGUAGUUGUGACUACCACAACGUCGCCUCCUGAGACCCCGGAGUCCACGUUCGUAACCACGGAGACAGCCACCAGUCCUGAAACUCCCACUCCCACACCUGAAGAAGUCAGCACAACAACCUUGCUUCCUCCCUUCCUCUUGCCCACAUCCCCCUGUACACCCCCCUACUCCUACAGGAUAGAUGAGUGUGCCGAGCUGAUCUGCUUCAACGGAGAGCUGCUCCUCCACAACGCGUCAGCCCUCUGUCGCUUCAGCACCACGGCCCCACACUGUAGCCUGCUGGGCCUGCCCAUCCUCACCAACACUGACCCCUGCUGCCCCCAGUGGCAGUGCCCCUGUCGUUGUUCGGUGAUGUCGGACCUGCGUGUGAUCACGUUUGAUGGGAACAACGUGGCUCUCUAUGAUAACGGCUCCUACAUCCUGGUUCAUCUUCCCAGAGAGAACAUCAUAGGAACCGUGGACAAGUGCCCUACCAGCCAGAGUGUCAACUCUAUCAGACGGCCUAGCCCAACGGGUGGUACCUCCGGCCUGUGUUUUAAGAAGCUGAACAUAACCACUUCCUCCUACAGGAUCAUCCUCAACCGCCUUGACCGCAAGGUGUCCGUGAACCACAUAGCGGCUCGCCUGCCGUUCUCCCGCCAGUCUCUGCACGUGGACGACACCGGGAGCAUGUACCUGAUCCAGACCCCUGGUGGGGUCAGCAUCCAGUGGUACCACAGCACAGGCAUCAUGGUGCUGCAGUACACCGCUCCUAGCAACAUGUCUACUCCUACGCGAGGCCUCUGUGGUUGCUGCGACGGAAACCCAGCGGACGACCUGAAGCUGCCCAACGGCACGGUGGUGCGAGAGGUGGGCGACAUGGGGCUGUUCCUGCAGGCCUGGAGGGUCCACACCUCGGAGGAGACGGAGCACACGCGCCGGAUAGGAGACAACUGCACCACAGGGGACUGCUCCCCCUGCAUCUCCAUGCUGCGCCAGAGGGCCUUCUCACCCUGCCACAGCAAGGUGUCUCCAGAGCAGUUCUGUGACGUGAUGUGGGCAGGGGACCUGCAUUACAAGGACCACCAGUGUGAUUUCCUGGCAGCCUAUGUAGCUGUCUGCUACACACACCAAGUCUGCAUCAGCUGGAGACGAAACAACUUCUGCCCCCUGCACUGCCCUGCCGGUAAGGAGUACCGUCCUUGUGUGAGCACCUGCACCAGCCGUACCUGCCAGAACAGAGAGUACUACGAGGAGACCACCUGCUCCUACAUCAGGGAGGAGUGUGUGUGUCGCAGCGGGACCAUCCUGCACCGGGCUGACUCGCCCUACUGUGUCACAGAGGAGCAGUGUGUGUGUACGGACAACGAGGGUUCCCCCCGUUCCCCGGGCGAGGUGUGGAAUGGUUCGGCGCGUGGCUGCUGUCUGUACCGCUGCAUGGAGAACGGCUCGGUGGUGGCGGUGGAACCGGACUGCAGCUCCAGCCCCGCUCCUCUCUGCGAGAGGGAGGGGGAGUACGUCCUAGACGUCCUGGAGGAGGGAGCCUGCUGUCCCAAGAAGAUCUGUGAGUGCAAUCUGACCAUCUGUGAGAGCGAGGUUCCGCCGUGUGACAAUGGAAACCACCUUGUGAUUGGUUACAGCGCCCUCUCCUGUUGCCCCGAGUACAGAUGUGAGUGCAACCCCAUGGCGUGUCCCCCGGUCGUCGCCCCUGACUGCAGGGAAGAUCAGUUCCUAGUGGAGGUGCGGGAGGACAAGUCCUGCUGCUAUUCGUUCUUGUGUGUGUGUGAGUCGUGUAUAGAACCGGUCCCAUCCUGCGCUCACGGAGAGAUUCUGGCUGUGGACCUCAACACUACCAACAGCUGCUGUCCCCAGUACCACUGUGUGUGUGAUGUCAACAUAUGUCCUGAGUCAUCUCUGAGCUGUGCCCCUGGGCUGACCGUGGUCCAAACCACCAUGCCCGGACACUGCUGCCCACAGCGCCACUGUGAGUGCCAGUGUGAGGACAGCUCUCUCCCUGUCUGCCUGAUGGGGGAGGUGCAGAUGGAGGUGCCUGACAGCAGCAGUCAGUGUGGAUGUCCCCGUUACACCUGCCAGAAGAAGGAUGUGUGUGUUUUUCAGGGUGUGACGGUGUUGGGUCCAGGCCAGUCCCUGGUUCAGUCCUAUGAGGGAGAACUGUGCUACACUGUGAACUGUCUGACCCACAAAGACUCUCAAACUGGCUUCUAUGCCAUGGACAUCUCUUUUGUCAACUGCUCCCAGAAGUGCGGAUCGCACCAGGUGUAUGUGGUGUCCUCGGACCCACAGGUGUGCUGUGGCUCCUGCAAGAACGUCUCCUGCACGUUCACCAAUGACAACGGAACCACAGAGCUCUUCGCUUCGGGUAGUUCCUGGGUGGAUAACUGCACGAGGUACGACUGUAUGGAGACAGCAAUUGGAGCCGUGGUUCUGGCCUCAGGGGUCGUCUGCCCCCCCUUCAACGACACAGAGUGCCUGCAGAAUGGAGGGGUGGUGCAGAGCUACGUGGACGGCUGCUGCAGGACAUGUAAAGAAGAUGGUAAGACAUGUAAGCGUGUUGCCAUCCGCACCACCAUUAGAAAGGAUGACUGCAGGAGCAACGCCCCGGUGACAGUGUAUUCAUGUGAUGGAAAGUGUCCUUCUGCAACCAUAUUUAACUUCAACAUCAACAGCCACGCACGGUUCUGUAAAUGUUGCAGAGAAAGCGGACUACAAACGCGCUCUGUCACUUUAUACUGCUCACGCAACUCCACACUCGUGGAGUACAACUUCCAGGAGCCCCUGGACUGCUCAUGCCAGUGGAACUAGAGAGAAUAAAAAUAGGGAGAAAUGUGCAGCUUGGAGCUUGGGGCUUAUUUUAGAUAAAAUAGUAAUAAAGUGAGAGCAGAGGGGCCAGAAAUGUAUAAUGUUGAUACGUGUCCCAGUCUUAGCUCUAGAGAUCACGACCUGUGUGUAUCUAGACUAGCUGUAACAAAGAGACAAAGGAACAUAGGAGAGAGUUGACAGUUGGACAUGUACAGUAACCUAGCCAGCACUGUAGCCUUCAGUAUCACACAGUCUGCUGUGGCAACACAGGCAGCUGUCUAGUGCCUUAGAAUGACACAAACUCUGUAUAGAACCUGGUAGGGUCAUAUCUUAAGUCUAACAGUUUAUAAACAGUUAACCACAUCAGUUGAGGUUAUUGAUGCAUUUAAUGUUAAUAAAUAAGUUCCGAAAUUAAAUGAUUAUGAAAAUGUGCUGUAGGAAAGCAAAGGACUGAAUGUGUACCAUAGGUGUGCCCCCUGAUUUGAUCAAAAACGGUUUAUGGUUUCCUUUAGGAAAGUCUAAUCAAUUACUAAUGUGAUUAGCUUACAAUUC